AUGUCACGUCUGCCGCCUCGGACUCGUGGCUCGCGCAGCGCCGAUGGAACGACUGCUUCUCCGAGUCCGCAUGAUGACGAAGAUCGCGUUUGGGAGCUGUUUGAGAAAAGCGACGCCGAGGAGUUCAAGAGAGUAAGGGACGACUAUAUGGAAAAGACAGCGGGCGCUUCCAGCGGUGCUGCCUCCUCACUGGUUAAGCAUCCAAUUGCAAGAACAUUUUUUGAGGAGACGGACACGUCUCAGUGCUUUCAAGUUCGUCUUGCCAAAAAUACGACUGCCGAAGUUCGUCCGGGAUGCAUUGUUGCGCUCGCUCCAAAGAUACAGGACAACGCCGCAGAGGAGCCUGGAUUUUUUCUCCUGGUGACUGAUCUCAUCUACGAGGACGACGCAACACCCGAAGAAGAAGAAGCAGCCGAUGAAGAAGAGACAGAGCAAGAGCAAAAGCGGGGCGUCAGAGCCGUCAGUGGGGUCUAUCUUGAGAGUUUAAAAUACAUGACAGCGGCGCUGAAGCAGAAUAAAAUAUGGGGCAAAGACAAAAUUUCGGAGUUCAUAGGGUCCAUGUCCGGGAAACCCUCAUGGUUCAUAACCAAUGAGCGGGCUGAGAUUGAUGUCGAACUUAUCAUCGGGGUGCCCUCCGACGCCCAAUUAAGUGCACUCGGCAUCGAAGUUUCAUCGGACGCUCGUCUGCUUCCAAAGCAACGCAAGGAUGGGAAACGCCAGUAUCAAAUCGAUUUGUUCACUGGUACACCAGAGGUGUGA
Peniophora sp. CBMAI 1063 is the source of this 759-nucleotide messenger RNA. NCBI's taxonomy places the organism in Eukaryota, Fungi, Basidiomycota, Agaricomycetes, Russulales, Peniophoraceae. The record is from the annotation of a GenBank genome assembly.